CAAAGUUGGGCGGCGAGAGCCGGAGCGGGGACGGCCAGGACCAAGGCGUCCGGGAGUCCGGUCCCCGGCAGACGGCCGGUCCCGCCCGAGAGCCCCGCGGGACCUGCCAGCGCCCCUCUCUCCCCACCUCCCAAUUUGGGGGAGGGGGGUCGUCUCUAUCUGGGGGCGAGGUUCGGGGGGCGGGAGGUCCAAUCUCCUCCUCCUUCCCCUCUCCCCUAAUUGCUCAUUCAUUUCCUUCUUUCGCCUUAUUGCCCCGGACCUGCAGCGUUGGUGGGUUGGGAGGGGGCUUUUGGGAGGGGAAGGGGAUCCUGGGGAGGGAGUGGAGGGUCCCUAGGGUGUGCGGGGGGAAAGGGAUUCCAGGGUUCCGGGAGUGCUGAGCCCCCCCUUUGCGGGUUGCGGCUGCGGGCAGCAUGACGGAAAAGCACGAGAAGGAGAAGGAGUCCGAGGACACGGGGGUCGUCCACCCCAUCCCCGGGACCCUCCCCACCCUCCAGGAGACCAAGCUCCAGAGGUUCAAGCGCUCGCUGUCCCUCAAGACUCUGCUCCGCAGCAAGAGCGUCGAGAAUUUCUUCCUACGCUCCAACAGCGACCUCAAGGUGCCCACCGAGGUCCUGCUGACCCCUCCCACCCCGCUGCCCCCGCCCUCGCCGGUGCCCCCUGCCGAGGAGGCCCUGUCCGCUCCUACCCGCUCCCCCAGCUCCUCCCAACGGCCCCUGGCCCCCCUCAAGCCCAUGCGGACGCACGGCUUCCAGGAGUACGUCUUCAAGAGGGCCAGCCCCUGUCAGCUGUGCCACCAGCUCAUCGUAGGAAACUCCAAGCAGGGUCUUCGCUGUAAACUAUGCAAGGUCAGUGUCCACCUCUGGUGUUCGGAAGAGAUCUCUCAUCAGCAAUGCCCGGGCAAGACGUCUUCCUCCUUCCGCCGCAACUUCAGCUCCCCGCUCCUGAUCCACGAGCCUCCGCCCGCCUGCAUCCGGGAGUCUCCACCCACAGGUGCCAGCGGGAAGGUCGAUCCCAUAUAUGAGACGCUGCGCUACGGCACCUCCCUGGCCCUGAUGAACCGUUCCAGCUUCAGCAGCGCCUCUGAGUCGCCCACCAGGAGCCUGAGUGAAAGAGACGAGUUGGCAGAGGACGGGGAGAGCAGCAUCCGGAGCUCCGAGGAGGGUCCCGCUGACAACGUCUUCCAGCCCACUACAGAGAGUGAAACUUCGGGCCCAGAAGAGAAGAACCCAGGGCAGCAGCUCUCCCGUGGCCCCCUGCAGAAGGAGGGAGUGCCCAUGUAUUCUUACGUCGCCCUCUACAAGUUCCUCCCUCAGGAGCACAACGACUUGGCUCUGCAGCCGGGAGACCGGAUCUUACUGGUGGAUGAUUCCAACGAAGACUGGUGGAAGGGCAAGAUCGGCGACCGGGUCGGCUUCUUCCCGGCGAACUUCGUGCAGCGGGUCCGACCCGGGGAGACCGUGUGGCGCUGCUGCCAGCCGUACCCUGGCAACAAGGAGCAGGGACACAUGAGCCUCAAGGAGAGCCAGAUCUGCGUGGGCGCAGGCAAGGGCAAAGAUGCCGACGGCUUCAUCCGCGUCACCAGCGGGAAGAAACGCGGGCUGGUGCCCACCGACGUCCUGGCCGAGAUCUGAGAGUGGGCCCGGGGGCGGGGACGAGGGGUAGGGGAGCAAGGGACAGCCCCCCGUGACCCCUUCCCGGAGCUCCGGCCGGGUGCUCCGUUUCCCCCUGUUCCCCUGGGCUGGGGACCCUGAGCCUGGCACUGUAGCUUCUGUUUCUCAGGGUGGGUAAAAGCGGGUCGGGGGUCCCAUAGAUGGUUCGGAUUGCCCUCUCACCCCGUGCCAACGAGGCCCUCCCCGUCCCCCUCCAUGCCUGCUGCUGAGCUGAGUGGAGACUUCACGGCGGCGGGAGCCGAACGCUGAAUCUCACCACGGCUUGCCCGGCUCCGCACCCCUGCACCACUGCCACCACCGAAAUCACCCUCGCACGUCUGGCCCUCGCCCCCACCUCCACCACAAGCCAUCUGCGUGUGCGUUUGCGGGUGUGUGUGUAUGUGUGUGUGUGUUUAUUUUCACUGGCGGCCUGGGAGAAGGCCCUGGGGAGGGAGGGGAAGAACAAGAUGGUUCCCCUCAGCCACUCAACACUCCUCCCUCAUGGGUCCCCUCUGCCCUGGCUCUCCCAGCCGGCCCCUUCCUCUCAGUCACUAAUUCUCAGGAAUCAUCUGUUGUGGGUUGAGGGGGGGGGGUCUCUCCCCAUACUUGAAAACGGAGGCUGCCCUCCUGUUGAGGGGAGGGGUCCCAGUCAGAGCGGCCAACCCCCCCACCAGCUCCCAGUCAGAAAUCUCCCCCGCAAAGACCCCAGGGCGAUCGUCCGUCUAUACCAGCCCAGGGCCACAACGAGAACAAGCCUCUGACGAUUAGGACACCGUUCCUUCGUUGGAACAACCACUUCUCCGCCAAAACAAUUCCAUUACAACGAGGAGGAGAAACAUACAAAAAAAAAAAUAGGCCUUUAAUCCCUGGGGGACCUCGGCGUCGAUUACUCCACAGCGACUGGAGUCGGGACCAGAAUCAGCCCUCUGCAGUUAGGAGAGGUCUUCCUACGAGCAGGAUGUGAACGGCGACAGCCGGGGGUCCAGAGGGUCGGCCCCAAUACCGCCACUGGCAGAACCGCAUCAGAAGCCGCCGGGCGUCCCGCUGGGACAAUCCGGAACCACCCCGUUACAAGGAGCACGGCGUGGUCAGAAAGGCGAUGGUCAAGGAGAAGGUCAUGGAAACCGUCACGGAAAUGGUCACGGCCACCGUCACGGUGACCGUCUUGGGGAUGGUCACUGAGUCAAGAUGCCUCCCCCAGGAUGAGAAAUUCUCUCUGACAGGCCGGCGAAGGAGUGGGAGAAAGCACUCACCGUCCAAGGAGCAUCGUUUCAGGUUGGCGGGGGAAUGGCCCUGGGCCCACUGGGCAUGUCCCCAGGAAUGGCACCUCUGAGGGUCUGUCAGGCAGGAAGGAGACUUUGGCGCUCUUUCUGGAGCCAAUUUUCUGGCUACAAUCCCCCCCCACCCCCUCCACACCCAACCCCCCUGGUGGAAAGUGAUGAAGUUGGGAGACAGGGCACGGGGAAGGCGUCGGCCCUAAUUAAAGCCACCCCCAUGAGUCUCGAGGGGAAUGGUCCAUGAGAUUGGGGGACUUAAAAAUGGUCCCUUCCAGAUCACAUCCGGUGGACGCGUGCCAUCUCCACCCUAGGCCCUUUGAAGUCAAUGCCCACACCCUGCCCCUUUGGCCACGCCCUGCAUCACGCCAGCCUAAGCCACCUCCGGGUAUGGCUGCUCCCACAGAGCACAGCUCCAAGCCACUGACCCCUCCCCCACUCCCUUAGUGGAGGGGGAAGUCAGACCUCUCUGCCCUGUUUGCUGCCAUGCGACUGCCCCAGCAAUACCCCCCGGGGCGGGCGCAAUGCCCACUGUACAUAGAGGCUGCAUGACGGGGCCGGGGCCCACCACCCCCUUGGGCACCUUCAGGCCCCUUCCCAACACCUCCAGAUUAAACGUUUCCCUAUCUGA
Ornithorhynchus anatinus (platypus) is the source of this 3554-nucleotide messenger RNA. RefSeq names its product SH3 and cysteine rich domain 2 (gene STAC2). Gene Ontology annotation, molecular function: protein binding. Gene Ontology annotation, biological process: skeletal muscle contraction; positive regulation of voltage-gated calcium channel activity; positive regulation of protein localization to plasma membrane. The record is from RefSeq and is a predicted model, not a curated record. The coding region runs from base 411 to 1631 and encodes 406 amino acids. The transcript is spliced from 11 exons. NCBI's taxonomy places the organism in Eukaryota, Metazoa, Chordata, Mammalia, Monotremata, Ornithorhynchidae. Gene Ontology annotation, cellular component: extrinsic component of cytoplasmic side of plasma membrane.